Molecule: messenger RNA, 5337 nt
Organism: Diaporthe amygdali
Lineage: Eukaryota; Fungi; Ascomycota; Sordariomycetes; Diaporthales; Diaporthaceae
Exons: 3
Coding region: 1-5337 (1778 amino acids)
Source: RefSeq, a predicted model, not a curated record
AUGGCUGCCCUCAUUGCAUCCAACUCCCAGGAUUGGAUUGCGUCCCAGUUGUCUGCGACUACUGCGGACGCUCGCCCUUCACGAACCAAUUGGCAUUAUGUACGAGAUCGGAAUGGCAUGAUGGUUAUCGACCCUGUCCUUGGCUUUUACUUUAACCCACCCGAAAACGCAGAGUGUCGUUGGUCUACGGACAACGGCGCUCGCGUGCCACAGCAUAUCAAGAAAGGUUUGCAACUACCCAGACGGACUCUGGUCCUUUGGGAUGACGAGAAACUCGAGUCUGAAGCAGCUCGCUUUCGAGAGAAGUACUGGGAAGAAAUGAGGACGCUGGUCGCGCCGCAACGAUUCGAAGACCUCUAUGAAUAUUUCGACAGCGCCACCCUGUGGGCAUCUGGUGCGGUCAACAUGUGGAACCUCGUCAACCUCCUCGCGAAUGACGCGCGCCACAACUGGCGUGAGGUCGAGAAGCACGUUGCAAGCGAAUGCAACAACUGGGUCUUGGACUGGCUCGAAAGCUUCCCUGCAGCUGAUUCCAACCGCGAGUCUCUCGUUAAGUGGGACCAGAAGAGCGACAUCCUCACGGCGGUCACCAGCCAGUUUGACUGGGAGAACGAUCUCAAGUUUCUUGACCUCGUUGGUCAGAACAUCCUGCGCGAGUGCUUCCUCUAUCACUUCGAACGUCUCACGGGGAAGAAACCCAGCGUUGCGCGCUUCAACAUCCACGCUGCAGAGGACAAGCCCACUUCAGCUCGAAAGCCUGUGAAUGAAUCGGCUGAUACUACUACCAAGGCCUCAUCUAGCCCCGGUGUUGCGCCUACUCCAUCGUCUCCGGCCCAGGCUCUAGCUACGAUCCCUGAAGAGGCCGCUGCCGUCAAGACUGCCACGAAGUCGGAAGGUCUUUCAAUUGACACGAGUGUUUCAACUCGGAUCCCCCAUCAAACAGUGUCGGCGCCUGCGACUGCAGUUCCUCGCAUCACAAUCGAGCAGCAGCCCGCCAAGGAAGCUGAAGAUGUCCCUGAGCAAAAGGACCUCAAGAGCACGUCCGAAGAUGAGUUCUUUACGAACCAAGAUUUAGCCGAUCGUGUUGAGGCCACGGCACGGCAUUUGUCUUCCCAAUCGACGCCUGGAGAGAAGCAAGAUUACAUUCUCAGCGCUUACAUGCACAACACCCAACCUCGUGCAGUGUCUGCCACCGAGAUGGAAGGCACUGCGCAGCAGGGUCGUCGGCUUCAACACACAUUCCCAGAGAAAGCUGGGACUGUCCCUCGUAACAUGAAUGGUAACCAACCACCUUUUGGAGGAUCGCGGGAUUUCCCACAGGGUAAUGGUCCGAACCGCCAGCAGACUUCAGCGAACACCGGCGCUUUCCCUGGUGGGCAGUCCGUUGUUAAACAAGGAGCUCCGAUGGGACCCUCGCACCAGCAGCACAUGAUGCAGCCUUUCGGCCCGCCGCAUAAUGGUAUGCAGCCACCGCCUCCAGGCUUCAUCCAGCCAACUUCCAGCCACGGCAUGCCGGCGCACCCGAAUUCCUUCACAUCCUCGGGACAAGAUCUUCAACCAGAUCUUGGUCUGAAGCCAAUGCUGGGCCUGUCCGGUAUGGAAUUCCAGAACCAGAUGCCAACGCGCCUACCUCACACGGAGCAGCCUCAAUUGAAUCAUCCUCUUGCGCCUCCCACGAGUAUGCCAACUCAUUGCAGUGACCAACAGAACGCCGGUGCUCCAAUGUAUCAGCCAAACGGGUACAUUCCUCAAUCCCAGCAUCGGCCUGUUGGUGAAACUGGAAACAAGAAGAAGCGUCACGAUGAACGUCGCGACAGUAUGAACUCGGCUGGCUCGCGCAGCAAGGUCCGUGAUGAUCCUAUCCAUGGACCCGUCUACGCUUUGAAGUCACGCAAGUACAGCAACACGUCCACAGGUCGACAGUCGUCGAAAUUGGACAGCUGUUCAGCCAUCAAUUCGAAGCAACCGGCUUCUAGCCCCAACAUCGAAUGCAGGAACUUUCGACUAGAUAAGCCCAAGACCUACAAUCGCAUUUUCAUCGACUGCCCGUGUUUUCGAUGCAUGAGAUCCUGCAGAAGCCUCUACGUGAAGCACGACAAAUUUCCCCAAGAACGGGUCCAGACCGCUCUUAUGAAUCAUUUUGCUGGAUGGGGAGCUUCACAAGUGAUCGUGAUAGCCGAAGGUGGUGGCAGUCUUGUGCAAUUCAAGUCAGAUCAAGAUGCCAUUCGCGCCAUGCGAGACCUCUGCGCCAAGCCCAACCAGGGAAAAGAUAUACCAGGCUUGGGCACCGUGCCCAGGAUUUGGUAUGCGUUGUUUUCGAAACACUAUACGAAUCCUUAUGACAACCCUGAUGGCCUUCCUCGCGGUGAAUUGGAGGGGAAGAGCAACCGUCGCCGCUCAAGCUCAACUCUGAGUCGAGACUCGAACCCGUAUCGGAAUCAGCAGCCGAGCAAUGUCCUCUUCAACACUCCGACUUUUGCCACUCGCGGCCCCGCUAUGCAGCCUCCUCAGAUCUGGCAUGGAGAGACAGGUGGCCCACCUCAUCUCAACAUGGUGCCUGUUUCCCGGCAGCCCACACAACGCAAGCUGUGGGAUCCGGCCAGUGCGGAUGAGAACCGGAAGCCCAGCAAGACAGAGACGAUGACUAAGGAUGAGAUGAUCUACCAGCCGAAGACCUAUCCCAAGAGGCCUGUCGAGGUCGUGGCGUUGAAGGAGGACUGGCGAUCCAAGCCGCCGGCGGAAGAGGUCAUUGAGGACAUUUCAGGUGAUGAGGCCGGCCCCGCUGAGAUUUCCAGCAACGUCUCAUCUCAGGGUGCUAGGAGCAUCAAGGUAUGCCUGCCGGAUGAGGCUGGAUCUUCGCGCUCACGCAGUGUCUCUCCAAAGUCUGGAAAUGACCGCAUCAAGGAGCAGGUUCAGAGGGGCUCGCCAAAGCCGAAUGCGAGUGUGGAUCAAAAUGAAGCCCAGGCUGGACUUGACACAGCUCAGAAUUCAAUGACAGAAGCUGUUGCCAAAGAUGAUAUUCCGUUCUCAACGGGGUACAGAAAGGCAACCGCUGAGCUCGCUGUGCCGGUAGAGGUGUUCCAGCCUACCGCUGAUCCUGAGCAACUGCAGCCCACGGAGAAGCAAGGCAAGAAGGGGCUCUCUUACUACAGCAAGGUAACCUCUGAGCUGACUGAGGCGACUGAAGGUUUUGAUGUCAACACAGUGAUUCGUCACAAGCCUUCUCGCAGCCCUCUCCCAGACGAAUGGAUGCCCAUCUCAGAACGCGGAUGCUCCAACUUGCGUAAUCGAUUCACUGAGCUGAGUGGGGCUCUUGAGCUGGAAGCUCUCGAAAACCAAGUCGUUGCAUCAAUGACAGAAGGAACGAGUGUUGCCAUGGCACCUGAGGCCCCCAAGACCGAAGAAGCCCCUUCUCAACAGCCUAAGAAGAAGAACUUUACCACCAACACCAACAAGGGUGGAAGGAGCAAGAAGAAUAAGUCGAAGGCCAGUAAUGACACCCCCGAUUCCGCACUUUCUUCUGCAACUCCCACGGAAGCUCAUUCCCGUGGUCCGUCCCGGGCUUCAAACAACCGUCCCGUGUCACGAGCUUCAACUACUCGCCCAGAGUCGGCCGGUGACACAACUCAAUCGCCCUCGCGUUCCCAAUCUGCAACCCAGAGUCAUAUGGACCCAUCCCCUGUUGAUGAACCCAAGAAGCCAAUGAAGAAGAAAAACACCAAGUCGCAGAGGAAGCGCAAGCAACCAUUCAAUGCCGAAACCUCGGCGACUCCAAUUGGGCAGGCGAAGACCGAGGGGUCUCAGGAUCAGGGCCGGGUAGCCUCUAGGCAGGAAUCUCCAGCAAAGAAGCCCAAGACUCUACAAUCUGGGCCUGCGCCCGAGACACAGAGGCAGUCGGAACCCGAGCCAGCCAAGUCGGUGGAUGAUACUCAGGGCAAGCUCGUCGGAGCGAAACAAGACGAAUCGAAGAAAUCUCGUUCUCCAGACGAAGCAGGCGGCUCUGCCCGCCCAGAGAAGAAUCGUCCGCCGCAGAAGCCUCAACAGAAGGGCAACCGCAGUGAAGAAAACGAGCCGCCUCAGAAGCAGGCGCCGGAGCCCCUGCAGACCGUCUUUGAGCCACCUGCUGACAGGAAUCGCGACGACGCGUCACCCGAGGCAAACCUGUUCCCCAACCAAAAGUUCACCAUCGACAAGGUGAAGAAGGACUCGGCUAUGGCGGCUCCACUGAUGAUGAGUGAGCCGAGUGGUUACCACAGGUACCCAAACAACAGGAAUUUCACCACCAACGACGCACGGAUUGCACUACCCUUACUGCCGCCCAACGCGAAGUCAUCUGGCUGGGCUACCGUUGCUGUAAAGGGGGGACGGCCCAAGAGCGAUGAUCCAUUCGCGAGUGUGCAGGAUGGACCAGAGCCAGACGAUUGGAUGAAGGACAAGGCGGUCAAGUCUGCGCAGAAGCCGAGCAGCGAGCCAACCUCGCACCAGACGUCCCCUACCCCUUCGCCCGAGAAGAAGAAGAAGGAACAGCGCGCCGGCAGCAGCAAGCUCAACGCCGCCGCCAAGGCCUUUGCGCCGUCGUCUAUCCCUUCGUCUCCGGCUGCGAGUGCAGCCUCAGUUCCUUCCGUCAACGCCGUCCCGUUCCACACGAAGAAGCCAUCUCUCCCGGGCCAGAAGGGAGCUGUCGAGCAGCGCUUCAUCACGCCAGCAGAGCAGGUCAUCGACCCCGCUACAGUCACUCAACCGGGCCCUCCCACAAAGAAGAAGCGAGUCGGUCCUGGCCCCGACCGUGGUGACAGCAACCUGAAAGAACGCGCCAAGUCAUUCGAAACGGCAUUGGCCCCAAGCAGAACGAAGAGCACAGCACAGGUCGCGUCGACGGCGAGUGGUGUGCCGAAGCUUGUGGACGAGGAAGAGUUUCCUACUCUUGCGGCGGCGGCUGCGGUGCCCCAGAGGCGUGCCGCGUCGGCCGUGAAGACGUCCGCGACAGCAUCAGCCACGGCUUCCAAGACUGCCACCGCUGCUGUAUCCAAGGCGGUAGCCACCACAAAGCCCUCGAUCACGUCUCCCAACAAGAUCAAGCUGGGACAGCGCGGGGAGGUCUCCGCACCGGCGGCUGACAAGCCGGCCGUGGGUGAGAAGAUCAAGGCCAGCGAAGAUCAAUGGACAACUGUGGGGUCAGGCAAGAAGGCCGGUGGGAAGAACACAGGCAACGGCAACAACGCUCGGUCUGCCUCUAGCAGGGCUGGCGGCAGUGGCACUGGACAUGGUGGGCGAACAGGUGGACAGGGAAACCGUGGUGGACAACCUGCUGUUGGCGAAGAGCGGAAGGGCGGCUGA